Molecule: messenger RNA, 2326 nt
Organism: Epinephelus moara (kelp grouper)
Lineage: Eukaryota; Metazoa; Chordata; Actinopteri; Perciformes; Serranidae
Gene: phactr3b
Product: phosphatase and actin regulator 3b
Exons: 13
Coding region: 278-1792 (504 amino acids)
Biological process (GO): actin cytoskeleton organization
Molecular function (GO): actin binding
Source: RefSeq, a predicted model, not a curated record
CAUCAACACUAGCAGCUAGCCGCAGAUGUCACCCUGCCGCCCACACUGUGUUUCCGCUCCCUCGGACUGCUCCAGCCUCCGAUAAACUGGCAUUUUACACCUUUUUGAACGAGGGAGUUUUUCUUAGAGUAUUUUCAUUCGUCUCUUUGUUUUGUUUUUUUAAACCCACGGCGGCUGUGAAACCACCCGCUCUCCGGUCAGCCCGUCGGCUCCGCGGGGAACAGGCUGUAUGAUGUGACACCGGGAGCUGCAGGAGGACACUGUCGCUGUGUAUCUUAUGAUAUAUGUGAUGGACCAGCAGAGGGCGCUACAUUCAGGUUGCCUGGUCUCAGGGGUUCGUACGCCUCCCGUCCGCCGCAACAGCAAGCUGGCCAGCCUGGGACGCAUCUUCAAGCCAUGGAAAUGGAGGAAAAAGAAAAACGAGAAGCUGAAGCCCUCGGCAGCAGGGGAGAAGAAGGCAGCUGUACGACAGAAGAGAGAUGACCUCGUCAGGAGGAACCCCGGGGAGACGGAGACAGAGUCAGAUCUUGCUUGUGGUGGUAAUGGUGAAGAUCCAGAUACACCCACUCACUCUGAUGGUGAGGACAGAGACGAGGAGCCCGUGGCACCUCUGGCCAGCACCAAUGAAGACCUGGGCAGUGAUUUAGAAGCCUCAACAGUGCAAGAUUUGACUGAAGAUUCAAAGAUGGUGGGAGAUCCCAAUCAGAGUGAAGAUGGAGAAGAUGAAAGCACCUCACUGAGCGACCCCAGUGACGAGCAGCCAAAGGGGAAGGUGGAGGCUGACGAAGGCAAACAGGAGGCCACAUCGGCCCAGCCUGGACGAGCCAGCACCUCUCCUCCACCUAACCUGCCAGUCAAACUGCUCACCAGACUGGGCAGCCUAGACUGUGCUCCUUCAGUGCCAGUAAAGAAGUCCCCAGCCACCUUACCCAGGAACUUCACUCUUCCCAAAGACCCUCAUGGCUCCCUGUUGAGAGGCAGGAUCUCCACCCCGACUGGGUCCCCCCACCUUGGGGCGCUACACUCACAGCUGCCCCCUAGCUGCAUCAUUGAGGAACUGCACCGUGCCCUGGCCACCAAACAUAGACAGGACAGUUUCCAGACGAAGGAGGCGCGCUCCUCUCUGAAACGCCGGCUGGAUGGUCGUCUGUCCCGCACAUCCAGCACAGAGAGGGAGCCUGCCGGGGAAUCGGAGAGCAAGAAGGAGUCCGAUGAGAACAAAGAGAACUGGCGUCUGGACGAAUACUUGAGUGACCAGGACAGCUGGAACGAGUCUGUCAUCUCUGGGACCCUCCCGCGCAGAAUGAGGAAGGAGCUGCUGGCUGUGAAGCUUCGGAACCGACCCAGUAAGCAGGAGCUGGAGGAUCGCAACAUCUUCCCCGUCCGCAGCGACCAGGAGCGGCAGGAAAUCCGCCAGCAGAUAGAGAUGAAGCUGGCCAAGAGACUGAGCCAGAGGCCGGCCGUGGAGGAGCUGGAGAGCCGGAACAUACUGAAGCAAAGAAAUGAUCAGACAGAACAGGAGGAGAGGAGGGAAAUCAAACAGCGGCUGAACAGAAAGCUGAACCAGAGGCCGACGGUGGACGAGCUGCGGGACAGAAAGAUCCUCAUUCGUUUCAGUGACUAUGUGGAAGUGGCCAAAGCUCAGGACUACGACAGGCGGGCUGACAAGCCCUGGACCAGACUGUCAGCUGCUGACAAGGCAGCGAUACGAAAGGAGCUGAACGAGUUCAAAAGCAAUGAGAUGGAAGUUCAUUCUUCGAGCAAGCACCUGACAAGGUUCCACCGGCCAUAGCAAGGUUUCUUCUGUGAAGAGUUGCUGAUAUCUGGUUCUGUCAGUGAAGACCUUGCACGGAGUCUUCCAGCGCCCUGGCCCACAGUUAGUGGGCGUCCUGGUAUUUGGGUCCAGCGAACCUUUGGAGGCUAUGUCUCUAGAAAUGGAGCUGCCGGUAGACGGGGACGCAUGCAGCGAGCUCCACUUCUGCUCAGAGGAACAUCUCUUUAACCCUCACUUCACCUUGUCAGAGGAGCGGGAGGAAUCAAGGUCAUGUAUUCGCCAUAGACAAGCAGAGACUUUUUUUUGUAAACAGACUCUUUUGAAAGACGUCCUUUUUGAUGCCACAGGGGGGAAAUGUGCAUGUGACCGAGUCGACCAGUCCCACUCCAGUAUCAGUAGUCACAUCCCCGAGCUGUGUCUGAGUCUCACUGAUUCAGUUGAUGCGUUUCAUAUCAACAGUGUAAACAGAAUCCUUGUCUGUGUAAAAGACAAAAUUCCCUUUGUAAGCACUAUUUAUUGUCUGCACAAUACAGGUUUUCAAUUUCUAACAAA